UGUUAACUCAUCUGGGAAGAGCUGUGUUUUAUGCGUACAUCAAGUUUGAGCACAUUUACUGGCAUUUGUUUUAGAAACAUCUACCGAGAUAGUUGGAAAAACCACAUAAGAUUUGAACUACACAAGCUUAUUAUAAACUCAUUCUAAACUCUUACAUAAUUUCAUGUGUAAGCGAUAUCUACAGAUGCCUCGAUAAACAUGGGGACAUYAGUGUUACGAGAUGCAAAAAUAUGGCUGACAAACUUCUGUUCGUUGCCAGACGACAUCAGAGAAAAAAUCGAACGAAAGCUUGGCCACGCUCCACAUGAAACCAAGAUUCAUUGGAAUAAACGGAGUUAUUCAGACAUUGAUCUAGAAGACCCGGCAAUAAGAAAACGAGAAGAAGAACUAGAAAAUCCUAAAUCAGAUGUAAAGAAACUUCACGCCUUACAAGAUAAAAUUCUCGUAGUUUUGAAGUCAGUGAAGGCAUUUCCCGGUGAUGUAAAGGAAAAGUUUGAGACGAGAUUCUCGAGUAGAGUUGAUGAGCGUGAAGACCUUGAGUUCAGUAACAGCUCCGAUGCUGAAGACUAUGAACAAGGUUACGAUAUUGUCGAAGUUCACAACUUUGUCUUCGUUAUCGGUGGAUCCGACGAGGGUAAUGGAGAUCCACUUGCCACUGUCCAAGCUUACGAUUGUUUUGAGAAAAAGUGGCUGAAAAUUGCACCACUACCGGUGCAAACGACGGCUUGUAGUGCCGCUACGGUGACCGGUAUACCUGCUAUCGUAGUAGUCGGAGGCUACGGGGGAUGGAAGGCUCUAAAUACCGUACAGAUAUACGACUUUGUAACCAAGAAAUGGAAUGUGAUACAGCAUAUGAGGAAAAGACGCUGGGGUAGUCUUGUCUUGGGGACGGAUCACGGGGUAUUUGUCGCUGGAGGAUGCGACCAGGGCAGUGUGUUACGAAGCACAGAGCUGUUCAGCAUCAAGCGACGAGAAUGGUACCGUCUGUCUUCGAUGUUAACACCCCGGUGUAAUUUUGCUGGUGCCUUGUUGGGUCACAAGGUGAUCGUGGCGGGUGGCGGCACGGGAUUUUAUUUCAACAGCGCGAUAAACUCCGUUGAAAUGUUCGACGGGGACGAAGGCAAAUGGUCUAAAUUACCUCCGAUGAAACACAAGCGUUACGGCUGCUCAGCUGUGCAGAAAGAUGGUUUCUUCAUUGUCGUUGGAGGUUGCAAUGAAAUUGGAGAGGAUGUCAAAGAAGUCGAGGUGUUUGAUGAAAAGACAAGACAGUGGUCCAAAAUGGCACCCCUCCCUAAAUCAAGUUCGCUUUGUCGAUCCUUGAUUAUUGAUUCUAAGUUGGUUGUCUUUGGAGCUGAUGGACUCAAUGAAAAUGCGUAUGAAUAUGACUUUGAGGACAAAAGAUGGCAGCCCUUUACAACGAUUCCUGGAGGGAGGAAUGCCUUUGCUGUAGCGAAUAUCGGCAUCUGAGUUCAGUGCAGGCACACAGGCAGCCCAGUUGCUCAAAGCCUGAUCGGGAUGAUCCGAGUGCAAUGAAUUUUUGUUAUAUAUAUGUUAUAUAUAUCUACACUCAAUUGAAGAAUCGUUGUCGGGUUCAGAAACAUAGAACAUAAAAGCUGAGACUAAAAUGGCACAUGGAAAAUGACAUAAUUAUAUUAUAAUUUAUUCAUUUGCUUUAUCCAUGAAGUCGGUUUAGAAUGUCAAACGCGUAUUCAGAAGACCUGCGUUUGAGAGUGGAUGAUGCCACGGGCUGCCCGUCAAAGCAUUUCAUCUAAUUAACGUACUUCCCAUGUGCCAUUUCGGUCUCAGCUUCUAUGUUCUAUGUUUCUGAACCCGACAACCAUUCUUCAAUUGAGUGUAUAUAUAUAAUAUACAUAAAGCCAGAAUAUAUAUUAUAAUAUAUUCUGGCUUUAUACAACCCAAAACUUCACCAACCAACUUGUAGAUAUAUUAUAGUGCUUUUGGUUUAGCUCUUUAGCUAGCUAACUAAAUUGUUUUAUAUAGCUUUGCUUUUUGGCAGGUAUAUUUUUUAAAUCAUAGAAGGAAAUGACAACGAAAUUCGUUGAAUCCAGUGUAAAUGAAUUCGUUUAUCGAAGCAAGGUAUUUAGUUUUGUAAGAUGAACAAGGAACUUUCUAGAGCUGCUUGUGCGCAAGGGUGCGAUGAGGUGCGGGGAAUCUGGCAAUGAAAGAUUUUUUCCCAAGUAGAACUUUGAACGCAAUCAAAUUUAAGAAAAAGA
This is a messenger RNA of Actinia tenebrosa (Australian red waratah sea anemone), 2234 nucleotides long. RefSeq lists its product as uncharacterized. Gene Ontology annotation, molecular function: protein binding. Lineage: Eukaryota; Metazoa; Cnidaria; Anthozoa; Actiniaria; Actiniidae. The record is from RefSeq and is a predicted model, not a curated record.